AUGCAGUAUUACCAGAACACGGUGGUGGUGGAGUAUGUGAUGAACCUCGUCUGGGAAACGGUGCCCCGGUGCUACGGGGAUACGGGCAUUCGCGAGGUUGCUGCGAAGGCCGGGGUCCAGACGGCGUUCCAGCGCCGCUACCAUACUUUUCACCCGAGCCAAUUCCUUACCGUUCCCUCACCAUCUCGAAUCAGGAUCGUGCGGGACGAGCUGGUGGCGAAACUCGGAAUCGUGGACAGCGAGCGGCUGGAGGAGGUCUUACCAGUCCAACGGGGCCCCGGGCAGCGUGCGAUGGUUUCCCACGUGCUGACAGCGGCGAUGACGUCCACGAACAUCAAGGGAAGCGACAUCCGUGCCGUCGCCGAUGGAAAAAGCAGCGACGGCAGCGUUGAAGAACCGGUCGAUUUCUCCGACGACGCUGCCGACCAGAUGUGGCAGGCCGAGCUCCAGCGAGCGCGUCAGGAAGCCGAUCUGGACAGGGCGCGCCACGAAGCGGAGACGAAGGCCUUGAUCUCCGUCACGGAGCACUGGAUGUCGGAUGUGUCCGUACACGCCGCCGGGACGGGCAGAAACAGGUGGUGUAGCGCGGACGAAUCGCCCCCGCCCCUUCUCUCCGACUCCGAUUCCUUCUGCUCCUGCGAUGACGACGAUGGUGGCGACGAGGACAGCUGGCUGUUUGGAGCCAACGUUGCCGGCGGCGUCCACGCGGCUGCGCGCGGCGGUUGCGCGAAAGACCCCUCGUUGGCUACGACGGGCGUCUUGGGCGGGGCCGACAGGACCGACAGCGACGGCGGAGUUAAGCGGGGGGCGCCCGCGGACAAGAGAGGAAAAGCGAGCAGGAAAGUCGCGGCGGUGUCGGCUAUGGCUUCGGCGCAUGGAGUAGCAGCCCCGCCUCCUUCUGUGCGUGAUGUUGCGGCUGCCGCUGAACCUCGAGCGACCACUACGGAUGCUGGCGACACCGGUGCCUCUGGCGCUAUGGGUGCCUCUGGUGCCUCCAGCGCAGCCGGUGCCGACAUGGAACGCUGGGCGAGUAUCAAGCGCUGGGUCGAGGGUGUGGCGGAGGGCUGGAUGGUGUCUCACCUGGAACAACUGUGGCACUACUUCCGCGGCAGGAUCGACCGAGGUUUCCCUUGUUGUCAGGUUUUGGCUCUGUUUGCUCUCUCGUAG
Molecule: messenger RNA, 1167 nt
Organism: Ectocarpus sp. CCAP 1310/34
Lineage: Eukaryota; Phaeophyceae; Ectocarpales; Ectocarpaceae
Source: the annotation of a GenBank genome assembly